GCUCUUGGAGCCGCGUGGAGCUCCUCCAAUCAGUGAUCUACAUCUCGAUCCGUGUAUUCGAACCGAGUCCUCUUUUCGUGCAGCGACAGCAUCGUCCUCGCCAGGAGCCAGCAGUAACAGUAGAUCGCUAAGCGAGACAGACACAACUGUACCCGUCUUCUAAGCAGAGCUUAGAAACACAAAACAAAAACAAGGAAAACCCGAAAACCAAAACCGACAUUUUUCCCAUUUCCUUUUUGCUACGCGCACAAGAAGCCAACAAACCCCUGAACUAUAGAAUGGUAGAAGGUGAUUCCGCAAAGGGCAAAAGCGAAUCCUAUAAUGUAGAAGCUGGACUACAACCGAACUACAACCAGAGCGCAGCAAGCAACCAAGCAACCAACGCCAACGCUGGCCACCACCAACCCGCUGGCCAGACGCACUCGAUCGCCUCGAACGCCUCGACGCACAUCGACAACCGAGCGAUCAUCCAGCCGUACUCCCUGGGCACCGGAGCCAAGCAGCCGGAGUAUCAGUUCGCGGCGGACAACCGCGCGUACGAGCCGGACAACCAUGCCAAUGGCAAGCAGCAGGACGUAGAGCGUGCCGCCGGCGGAGAUGCACCCGAUGGACGCGGUCCUGCCGGGGGCCCGGGCAAGGGGCGCAAGAAGUCGGCACCGCUGCCGGAGCCAACCACUCCGAUAGUGGCCAACUUUGAGCGGGCCAUCGAGCUGUGCGGCUAUGGCAAGUUCCACUACAUUCUGUUGGCCAUCUGCGGCCUGGUCAGCACCUCCGAGGAGAUGGACGUCAUCUCGAUGUCGUUCAUCCUGCCCUCGGCGGAGUGCGAUCUGGACCUCAACACGGAGACGAAGGGCUGGCUUAACUCGAUCAUUUUUAUCGGCAUGAUGGUGGGCGCCUAUUUCUGGGGCAGCAUUGCGGACAGCUUUGGCCGCAAGAAGGUACUCAUUGUCAUCUCGUUCAUGAAUGCCCUCUGCAUUGUCGCCUCGUCCUUCUCGCAGUCCUACACCUUCUUCAUGCUGUUCCGGUUUCUCAAUGGUGCAGCUUUGGGCGGCAGUGGUCCUGUGAUCUGGUCGUACUUUGCCGAAUUCCAACCGAAGGCCAAGCGUGGCUCCAUGUUGAGCUUCAUGGCCGCCUUCUGGACAUUCGGUAAUUUGUUCGUGGCCAGUCUGGCCUGGCUGAUCAUCCCCACCAGCAUUGGCUUCAUAACGCCGUACUUCACAUAUAACUCGUGGCGCAUCUUCCUGUUGGUCUGCUCGCUGCCCUCGUUCCUGGUCGGCUUCCUGCUCUUCUACCUGCCCGAAUCGCCCAAGUUCCUGUUGACGCGCGGCAAGAAGGACCGCGCCCUGGCCAUCUUCCGUGGCAUCUUUGUGACGAACACGAAGCGCCGCCCCGAUGAGUACAUGGUCUACGACCUGGAGGUGGACGAGAAGCUGCUGGAGAGCUCGGCGAAUGGGAAGAACAAGUAUUCCAGGAUGGUCAGUGGCAUGGUGGAGCACAGUCGCGCCCUGUUCAAGUCACCCAUCCUGCGCUUCACCAUCGUCUCGAUCACGAUCAACUUUACAUUCCACAUUGGCUACUACGGCCUGUUGAUGUGGUUCCCGGAGCUCUUCAAUCGUUUCGAGGAGUACGAGAAGGCCUUCCCGGGCAAGUCCGCCGGCGUCUGCACGGUCACCGAUUAUGUGGUCAGCAUUGCCAACGAGGAGAGCAGCAAUGGCACUUGCUCCUCGGAGAUACCCCAAUCGGUGUUCAUGGAGUCACUCAUCUCGCUGGCCUCGGCCCUGCCCGCCAAUCUGCUGGCCAUCCUUGGCAUGGAUAUGCUGGGAAGGAAGUUCUUCCUCAUUGCCGGCACCAUGACCGCCGGCAUCUGUUCGGCGCUGAUGUACUUUGUGCGCAGCUCUGUCCAGAACCUGGUCGUCUCGGCCAUCUUCAGUGGCGCCAUUUCGGCGGCAAAUGCGGCCCUCGACUGCCUCAUCACCGAAGUAUUCCCCACCAAGCUCCGGGCCACCGGUGUGGCCAUCUCCAUGGUGGCAGCCCGUCUGGGCGGCAUCAUAGGCAACAUUGUGAUUGCCCAGCUGCUGGACAACUAUUGUCCCUCGCCGACAUUCAUCGUUUCGGGUCUGCUCAUCGGUGGCGGCCUCAUGUGCCUGCUCCUGCCCAACACGACGCGCAAGGAGCUCAAUUAAUCACAAUUACACCAAUCCCAAUCCCAGCCCCAAUCCAAUCCAAGUCACUAAUAACUUAUCAAGAAACAGUCUACCCAUUCUCAGAAAACGGAUAUAAGGUAUUCAAUCUUUAAAGACUCGGCGGAUGGGGUUAUAAAGAUGUUAUAAAUCCAUAUCUGGGAGAUAUUUAAAGAUGAUAUCUCUAAGAUAUUCUUUAACACUUUUCCUAACCGCAUCUGUUAGAUCUUUAAUCUUUAAUCAUAUAUCCGUUUUUAUUGUUUUUUUUUUUUCUAUCUCUCACCCCAAAAUCGGCAAUAGUAGAACCCAUUAAUUUUUUUUUGCAAAACCCAUUAGUAAUUUCCAAUUUGUUUGGCCGCCUCGCCACAUAAAGCGGGGCACAUCCUGUGUAUAUAUGGUGUGUGUGCUACAAUACACGAUUAUUUGUAUCGUCAGUAAUUAAUUAACGAUAGCGUUAACGAUAAAUCUAUCUACCGAUAUAAUCUAUAUAUCUUUCGGAAUUUAAACGACCAAAACACAAAACCAAAAUCGCCACUGGCAGCGCUGAAAGUGUCCAUCUGAAGGAGCCCCCCCAAGUAUUCCAGCUAAGUUUUAAACCAAAAAA
Molecule: messenger RNA, 2784 nt
Organism: Drosophila serrata
Lineage: Eukaryota; Metazoa; Arthropoda; Insecta; Diptera; Drosophilidae
Product: synaptic vesicle glycoprotein 2C
Biological process (GO): transmembrane transport
Cellular component (GO): membrane
Molecular function (GO): transmembrane transporter activity
Source: RefSeq, a predicted model, not a curated record